AUGAGGGGGGAAUCGGAGCGGUGGGGGCCUUGGGGGCAUGGGGAGGGUUGCACUGAGGAUGAGCUGGGGGCGCUGGGGAUGGUGGGAGCCACAGGGAUAAGCUGGGAUGAGAGCAGCUCCAUCAGCAGCGGCCUCAGCGAUGCCUCUGACAACCUCAGCUCGGAGGAGUUCAAUGCCAGCUCCUCGCUCAACUCCCUGCCUUCCACCCCCACGGCCUCGCGCAGGAACUCGGCCAUAGCGCUGCGCACCGACUCUGAGAAGCGCUCGCUGGCGGAGAGCGGGCUGAGCUGGUACGGGGAGGCGGACGAGAAGGCACCCAAGAAGCUGGACUACGACAGCAGCAGCCUCAAGAUGGAGCAUGGCUCCUCCAAGUGGCGGCGGGAGCCUGCAGAGAGCUGCGAGGAGGGUUCCAAGGGUGGAGAGCUGAAGAAGCCGGUCAGCCUGGGCACCCCCGGCUCCCUCAAGAAGGGCAAAACCCCACCGGUGGCAGUGACCUCUCCCAUCACCCACACGGCCCAGAGCACCCUCAAAGUGGCAGGCAAACCCGAGACCAAAGCCACCGAUAAGAGCAAGCUGUCGGUGAAGAGCACGGGGCUGCAGCGCUCCUCCUCUGACGCUGGCCGCGAUCGCGUCGGCGAUGCCAAGAAGCCGCCCUCGGGUCUCACGCGCCCCUCAGCCUCCAGCUCCUUUGGCUACAAGAAACCGGCCCCGGCCACCGGCACUGCCACUGUCAUGCAAGCCGGGGGCUCAGCAACGCUGGGCAAGAUCCAGAAGAGCUCCGGUAUCCCCGUCAAGCCGGUCAGCGGGCGGAAAACAAGCCUGGAUGUCUCCAACGCGGCCGAGCCCGGCUUCCUGGCCCCGGGGGCUCGCACCAACAUCCAGUACCGCAGUCUGCCCCGGCCGGCCAAGUCCAGCUCCAUGAGUGUGACCGGUGGCCGCGGCGCUAACCGGCCGGUCAGCAGCAGCAUCGAUCCCAGCCUGCUCAGCACCAAGCAGGCCAGCAUCACGGUGUCGCGGCUCAAGGAGCCGUCCAAGAUCGGUGCUGGCCGUGGCACGCCGGCCCCCGUGAACCAGACGGACCGGGAGAAGGAGAAGGCCAAGGCCAAGGCCGUAGCGCUGGACUCCGAGUGCGUGACGCUGAAGAGCGUCGGCUCUCCUGAGAGCACCCCCAAAGCCCAGGCCAACCUCCCGCCGGCGGCCAAGGUGGCUGAGCUGCCCCCCACCCCCCUCAGAGCGGCUGCCAAAACCUACGUGAAGCCUCCCUCAUUGGCCAACUUGGACAAGGUCAACUCCAACAGCCUGGACUUGCCCUCCUCCAGCGAGCUGCAUCCCCCACACACUGCCAAGCUCCAGGACCUGCACCCAGCUGGUGGGCACCUGACACCCUGCUUCAGCCCCAGUCCUGCUCCCAUCCUCAACAUCAACUCGGCCAGCUUCUCCCAGGGCCUGGAGCUCAUGGGCGGCUUCAGCGUCCCCAAGGAGGGCAGGAUGUACCCUAAGCUCUCCGGCCUGCAUCGCAGCAUGGAGUCCCUGCAGAUGCCCAUGAGCCUGCCCAGUGCCUUUUCGGGGGGCAGCACCGCCACCCCCAGCCCUGCUGCUGUCCCCCCUGCCAGCACAGAGGAAGAGGAGGAGGCGGGUGAGCUGGGCUGGAGCGGCAGCCCCCGGCUUGCACACCUGGACAGCACCAACCGUGACAGGAACACGCUGCCCAAGAAGGGGCUGAGGUACCAGCUGCACUCCCAGGAGGAGGCCAAGGAGCGCCGCCACUCGCACACCAUUGGAGGGCUGCCCGAAGCGGACGAUCAGCCGGAGCUGCCCUCACCCCCUGCCCUCCCCAUGGCUCUGGUUGGGAAGGGUCCGCUCACCAGCAUCGUGAGCCCCACUGCCACCACCACCCCGCGGAUCACCCGCUCCAACAGCAUCCCCACCCACGACUCCACCUUUGAGCUGUACAGCACCUCCCAGAUGGGCAGCACCCUCUCCCUGGCAGACAAACCCAAGGGCAUGAUCCGCUCGGGCUCCUUCCGGGACCCUGUGGAUGACGUUCAUGGAUCGGUGCUGUCCCUGGCCUCCAGCGCGUCCUCCACCUACUCCUCCCAAAUCCGCAAGCUGCGUCGCGAGUUGGAGUCCUCGCAGGAGAAGGUGGCCACGCUGACAUCCCAGCUGUCUGCUAACGCCAACCUGGUGGCAGCUUUUGAGCAGAGCCUGGUGAGCAUGACGUCCCGCCUGCGGCACCUGGCCGAGACCGCUGAGGAGAAGGACACGGAGCUGCUGGACCUGCGGGAGACCAUCGAUUUCCUGAAGAAGAAGAACUCAGAGGCCCAAGCCGUGAUCCAGGGUGCCCUGAAUGGCACCGAUGUUGCUCCCAAAGAGCUGCGCAUCAAGCGGCAGAACUCCUCCGACAGCAUCUCCAGCCUCAACAGCAUCACCAGCCACUCCAGCAUCGGCAGCAGCAAAGAUGCCGACGCCAAGAAGAAGAAGAAGAAGAGCUGGCUGCGUAGCUCCUUCAACAAAGCCUUCAGCAUCAAGAAGGGGCCCAAGUCGGCCUCGUCCUACUCAGACAUUGAGGAGAUCGCCACGCCGGACUCCUCAGCCCCGUCCUCCCCCAAGCUCCAGCACGGCUCCACCGAGACCGCCUCGCCCUCCAUCAAAUCCUCCACCUCCUCCUCCGUGGGCAUCGACACGGCUGAGCUCUUCCAGGCGCAUGGUGAGGGCGAGCCGGAGAAGAAGGAGGUGUCAGAGCUGCGCUCGGAGCUGUGGGAGAAGGAGAUGAAGCUGACGGACAUCCGCCUGGAGGCCCUCAACUCGGCUCACCAGCUGGAGCAGUUGCGGGAGACCAUGCAUAACAUGCAGCUGGAGGUGGAUCUCCUGAAGGCGGAGAACGAUCGGCUCAAAGUGGCUCCGGGGCCCUCGGCGGUGCCGGGAUCCAUUCCUGGCCACAUCACCAGCACGUCGGCCUCCUCGUCGCCACGGCGCUCGCUGGGGCUCUCCCUGGGCCAUGCCUUCAGCCCCAGCCCGGGGGAUGCCGACAUGUCUCCCAUGGACGCCGUCAGUGCUGGCACCCAGAAGGAUGAGCUGACGCUGAGGAUCGUGGUGCGCAUGCCGCCCCAGCACAUCAUCAAGGGGGACCUCAAGCAACAAGAGUUUUUCCUGGGCUGGACCAAGGUGAGCGGGAAGGUGGACUGGAAGAUGCUGGAUGAGGCUGUCUGCCAGGUCUUCAAGGAUUACAUCACCAAGAUGGAUCCUGCCUCCACGCUGGGGCUCAGCACUGAGUCUGUUUAUGGCUACAGCAUCAGCCACAUCAAGCGGGUCCUGGACACGGAGCCGCCAGAGCUGCCGCUGUGCCGCCGGGGCAUGAGCAGCAUCGUGGUGACACUCAAAGGCUUGAAGGAGAAGUGCGUGGACAGCUUGGUGUUCGAGACGCUCAUCCCCAAGCCCAUGAUGCAGCAUUACAUCAGCCUCCUGCUGAAGCACCGGCGGCUCAUCCUCUCGGGACCCAGCGGCACCGGCAAGACGUACCUGACCAACCGGCUGGCCGAGUACCUGGUGGAGCGCUCGGGCCGGGACGUCACCGAGGGCAUCGUCAGCACCUUCAACAUGCACCAGCAGUCCUGCAAGGACCUGCAGCUGUACCUCUCCAACCUGGCCAACCAGAUCGACAGGGAGACGGGCACGGCGGACGUGCCCCUGGUGAUCCUCCUGGACGACCUCAGCGAGGCGGGCUCCAUCAGUGAGCUCGUCAACGGUGCGCUCACCUGCAAGUACCACAAAUGCCCCUACAUCAUCGGGACCACCAACCAGCCUGUGAAGAUGACCCCGAACCAUGGUCUCCAUCUCAGCUUCAGGAUGCUGACCUUCUCCAACAACGUGGAGCCAGCCAAUGGCUUCCUGGUGCGCUACCUGCGGAGGAAGCUGCUGGAGUCAGACACGGACGUCAACGCCAACAAGGAGGAGCUGCUGCGUGUGCUGGACUGGGUGCCCAAGCUCUGGUACCACUUGCACACCUUCCUGGAGAAACACAGCACCUCCGACUUCCUCAUCGGUCCCUGCUUCUUCCUGUCCUGCCCCAUCGGAAUCGAGGAUUUCCGGACCUGGUUCAUUGACCUGUGGAACAACUCCAUCAUCCCUUACCUGCAGGAGGGGGCGAAAGAUGGGCUCAAGGUCCACGGGCAGAAGGCAGCCUGGGAGGACCCCGUGGAGUGGGUGCGGGACACCCUGCCCUGGCCAUCAGCACAGCAAGACCAGUCCAAGCUGUACCACCUGCCCCCACCCACCAUCGGACCCCAUAGCACUGUCUCCCCCCCUGAGGAGCGCACCGUCAAAGACACAACGCCCAGCUCCCUGGAUGCAGACCCCCUGAUGGCCAUGCUGCUGAAGCUCCAGGAAGCCGCCAACUACAUCGAGUCUCCGGACCGUGAAACCAUGGUGGAUCCCGACCUGCAAUCGACUCUGUGAGGCACGCACAUGCCGGCCCAGGUGCAGGGGGCGGCCGCCGGGCUGCCUUCCUCCUCCUCUUCCUCCUCCGGUAGCCUGGAGCGCAGG
Centrocercus urophasianus (Greater sage-grouse) is the source of this 4542-nucleotide messenger RNA. RefSeq names its product neuron navigator 1 (gene NAV1). Lineage: Eukaryota; Metazoa; Chordata; Aves; Galliformes; Phasianidae. Gene Ontology annotation, biological process: nervous system development; microtubule bundle formation; neuron migration. The transcript is spliced from 26 exons. Gene Ontology annotation, cellular component: axon initial segment; microtubule cytoskeleton. Bases 1 to 4455 code for a protein of 1484 amino acids. The record is from RefSeq and is a predicted model, not a curated record. Gene Ontology annotation, molecular function: ATP hydrolysis activity.